ACGUGAGGCACCUGUUAGAAAAAAGUGAUAUUUGAUUACGGCCUGCAUCUCCUUGAUGCUCCGCAGCAGUUUGCCUGGACAGGCCGCGCAGGAGCUCCUCUGGCAGCGGUGAUACAGUGUGUGUGCCUUGAGGUCAGGAUACACCCCAUCAGACAUCAAUAUCAGCGUUCACUGCUCCGAUGGCUCUGCCACCUCCGGAUCCACAGUUUGUGCUCAGAGGUACCGGUGCUGCAGUCCACACUCUGCAUUUUUCCUGUGGAGGCCCAGAACCUGAUAUCCCCCUUCUUUUCUCUGGGUCUGAGAAUGGGUUUAUCCAUGUCUGGAACCUGAAAACACGCAGAGUGGACACAGCAUUGGAUGGCCACGGAAGAAAAUCUGUCUGCUGUGUGAAGACAAUGGGUGGUAAAGACAGGCUUCUCAGUCAGGGGCGCGACCAGAGGAUCUGCUUGUGGGAUUUAGCAGAGGGACGGACUUCAGUGACGGAUUCUGUCUUCACGGAGCACGUGGGAUUCUGCAGAUGCUCUCUGUUACAGGUGGCACAGGGACGCUGGCUAAUGGCCAUGGCAGCCAGAAGCCUGGAGGAGGUUCAGAUUUUGGAGCUGCCAUCCAAGAUGUCAGUCUGUACCUUGAAACCAGAGGUGGGUGCCAAGCUGGGCAUGCCCAUGUGUCUGAAGUUAUGGCAGCCCAGCUGUGGUUCACAACCUGUGCUUCUGGCUGGCUAUGAAGAUGGAUCAGUUGUCCUCUGGAAUGUGUCAAUGGGAAAAGCGUUGAGCCGACUCAUUUGCCACCAGGAGCCAGUGAUGAGCCUUGACUUUGACUCGGAGAAGGCCAAGGGGAUCUCAGGCUCAUCUGAAAAGGUGCUUAGCAUCUGGAGCCUCAAUGAGCAACAGAACCUCCAGGUUUACAAAACACACGAACUCGUCAACGCUGGCAUAUCUGAUAUCACCAUCCGGCCAGACAAGAAGAUUUUGGCAACAGCAGGGUGGGACCAUCGCAUCAGGAUCUUUGGGUGGAAGAAGCUGAAGCCCUUGGCAGUGCUGGACUAUCACACAGCAGCCGCCCACUGCGUGUCCUUCUCCGAGCACAGCAGCCCCCGGGCCAGGCUGCUGGCAGCCGGCUCCAGAGAUCAGCGCAUCAGUGUCUGGUCCAUCUAUGCCCAGACGUGACACAUCCUGCACUGCCAUGCACUAGGGAAACACGACUGCUGAGGCAACUCCAGCACUGUAAUUCAAACAUGCCUGUGGGGAAGUGGUAGAAUCUGUCUCCAGGCUGAAGUGAGAGUCCUAGGUUAAUUCUUAUGCUGCUUGUUUAAGCUAUACAUUUUUUCUUCCAUAGAAGAAAGUGGAUUUUUAAAAUUCAUAACAAGCAGAACAAGGCCAGUCACAAAGACCAAAGUUGCUUUGGGUUCUGCUACAGGUUUUGCAACACCUUUCCUUUGGCAGGUUGCUGACAUAACUUGUGCCAAUAUCUUUUGUAAAAAUGGACUGGAAUCCCUCAAACUGCAGUGGGGGCAGAAUAUGUCUGUUUGUAAGUCAUUUAUGUAUCCAAGCAUCUGAAUCGGUGUAAAACAUCAUUCUUCCUUGGAAAUUUAUACCCAUUAAACCACCUCCAGUGGUUUCUCAUUGUCAGUUACUUUUUCUUCCCCCAAACUGAAAGGCUAUCAGAACACCCUUGAUUUGUUCACACUUCUGUCAGUUUCUAACUUAAACCAACAGCCAGGAAUGUGAGUAGAGAUGGCUUUCGGCAUUUAUGAAUUUCAUUAUGUCUCCUGUCACCUCAAGCCUCACAAUUAAUCACAAGAAAGAAAGGAAAAAAAUCUUCCCCAACAUUGCACUGCAAAGCUAUGUAAAGCCUUUUACAGAGCCAGUGCUAAAUCCUUUCCAUAGACUGAUGAGCUGAAGGAUUUAAACUCGACAAUCCAAUUAGCGCCCUGCUCCUUGGAGAGUCAGGGCUGAGUUUCAGCGUGGAAAGCCGGGGAUUCAGCUGCACAGCUCCCAUGAACAUUUAGGGGAAUCACAUGGGUAAAUCCUUACCCACACAGUGCAAAUGGUUCCAUUAACUUGUCAUCUCUACAGUCAUGGAAACUGAAGUUCAUUCAUGAAAGUUUUGUUGUUUGCCUCACAAAGCAGCAUUUGCAUUCUUGUAAAGCGUAUGAGGCACACACCAGUGUGCUGAGAGCCAGGCUACUGCUGGAUUCUGUCACAAAGCUGCAGUGACAACUGUGUCCAGGCUGUACACUGUCGAUACUUGAUUGGAAAUAGAGAGGUGGAAAUCAAAGAAGAAGUGACCAAAAGUGAACAGCAACAUCAAAGACUUUGAAAAUUAUUUCAGGAAAAACACACAUGCAAAUUAAGGUUUGGGUCUGUUAUCCAGCUGUGCCUUGCAGACAGAGAAUAUUGCUGGACUGAAGGCCUUAAGCACCCAGCCUGAUGUUCUUUACAUUAAAACACAGAACCAGGAUACUGUUACCAGGCUUUUCUAAGUAAAAUGUGGCCUUACACAUUUUAGAGUGUGGUGACACUUUAAAUAAUGCAUUUCUUUGAUUGUUUCUUUACUAUUCAGUAGCUGCAUGGAGGAUCACAUUGCAGUUGACAGUUAAAGCCUAAUUUUGAGUGAUCCCGAGUCAAGGGGAGGUGAUGGUGUUCAUUACAGCUACCAGACAGAGUUGCACUUCUCCACCAUCAUCCACCUCCCACACAGAAGAGGAGCUGCCCCCACUGCACAAGCAGCUCCAGCCUCAGCCUUGUGGAACCAGAUGCAGUCACCCUCCACAAACCUGCUGCUGGAAGAAACCUUCUCUUUUGCUUUUUCCCCUUUCUCAAAGGAGGUCAGAAUUGACACAAAGAAACAAUGCAAUAAACAAAUGGAGAAUGUGUUGUUGCAUGUGGUUUGGGGGCCUGUCCAGGGAGUGUGCACAGAGAUUUCCUUUUGCCUGUGCUGUGUGGUACAACACACAUGGCCCAGAGGGUGCCAGCAUUCCCCCUCCAUGGCAGCAAACAGCAGCCUGCUCUGCUGGGCACUUUCCACAGAAGUGAGCUGUCGGUUUAAUGCUCAUCCAGCAGGGAAAGAAAUCCAGGGCCCACCCAUCUUGGGCAAAUGCUUGGUGUAAGAAACAAUUUUUGAUGCAAAUAUUCUGGCAUUGGCAUGGUGGCACCCCUCUGGAAAGAAGGAUUUAUACCCCAUGCCUUACUGAGAGCAUUAUUAGAUCAGAGGCUGAAAGUCAGGAGUUAUUGAAUAUUUUUUCUCUGAAAAUUGCCAUUUACUGUCAACAUCUGUAUCUAAAGUAAUUAGGGAGACCAGUAAUUACUUUAGUUUUAGAUUUGCAAGUAUCUUUUGGAAGAUACUUUAAAGAUUAAUGGGUGCUUUUUUAAAUUACUACCUUUUGCUGAGAGUCAAAUAUUUAUGUUUGUCUGAUUAGGUAGAUUUAAAAACAAACUUAGUCAUGCAAGUACAAAUUGAAAAUGAGGACAUGAACUGCAUCUCAGACACACAAGUGAGAAUUUCAUCAGCUUCAGGAGGAAGGACACAGGUUGCAGGGCUGCUUGCAGGAACAGACCCAUCCUUUACUUCCCAUUACCAAGGCACUAUCCAUGUCAUGCCUUUUCACAAUACAAUUAAUUCACUAACACUUUAUAUCACUACUGAUUUUAUCUAAACACCCAGAAAACAGAUUUUUCUUUCACAUUAUAGUUUCCUUGAAAUGAGCAACCAGACUACACUAGUUUGAUUUAGAGUUGAGCCUAAAUGCCAUAGCUUGUGAAUUACAGUCUUCUAACAGUUUAUUUGCCUAAGGAAUUAACCUGGACUUCCCCAAAGAAGAAUGGUUUCCAACAGGAAAGACAGUAUGUGUCAAUAUAGGCUGUAAAACACAAUUGUCUGAUAAUAACUAUAACUGUAAAAUACAGAUGUCUGAUUGCAGCUAAGAAAUUAACUUUUUUUAAAUUAAAAAAAAAUUACAAUUGUGCCAUGAACAUGGUUGUCACUCAAAAUUUCCACUGACUUGCUAGCAGAAGGUUGUGAGCAAGGAGCCACCUUAAGGUGCUGGAGUUAGCUCUGAAAUCUCACCUGCCAGAGAGGAACAGGGCUAGCCUGUACCUGGCCUGGAGGAUUCAGGAGUGAAGGUGAUGACAGCUGAAUUAUUACAAAAGGCUUCCUCCCAAGAAUCACUGUCUUUGGCACCAUGAGAGGGAAGAAAGCAACCAGCAUUCAUAAAGUAAUACAAAUAAAUCCCAAACACCAGCACUUGUGCAGCAAUUACAUGGAAUAUUUAUCACCACUUGAAUGAAUGGGAUCUCCGACCCUCUUAAGACUAUUUGCAAAUGAAUCCAUUUGUUGCAAGUCCUUUCUCUUAUCAGUACAUGAGCCAUAAAGCACUGCAGUCCUUAUGUAGAUGAGCAAGGAAAGAUGAGAUUGUGUUUGCAGUAAUGAGUGAAAAAGGAAGUAAGCUGGGGAUGUGUAAUGAGACAGGUGUUAAAUUUAGUCCUUUAGAAUGCAAUUGCUACAGCAAGCCAAAAAAUUACUCUGCAGCUUGACUUGAACUGUUGCAAAGGUUUGAGUUUAAAAGAGCAGAUUUUUAUAGUUAAGCCAAUACUGUCUUCUGGACUGCUUUUCUUUUUAGCAUAUUUAAGAUGCAUCUACAAAGCCAACUUGCAAAUUAAUAAAUCUUUCCUUUAAUUCAGUCUGCCAAGAACAAAGAUAGAACACUGACUACUGCAGGAGCCAUGUUAGUGAUGUAAACCAAAGGACUGGGGAUUAAACGAGGAUUACUGAGUGCUAAAUCAAUGUGUUUCCUUUUCUGGCUGUGUGUCUGUGUGUGAAAGUGUGGAUCAUUACAUGAAACAUGGCACAUGACUGCCUGGAUUGAUGCCAGGCAAUGUUACAGCAGCGCUGAGACACAAAGUUUGAUGUUUGAGCACGACCAUUGUGCUACCAGGAAAGCGACAGCCAUGACUAAGGGGAAAGGCAGGGGGGUUCUGCUAAUGCACAAUAUUCUGAAAUUCCAGCCUGGGUCCCCUGCUAUAGCUUUUCCAAGUAAACUUGGCUGUGUUUGUCUAUGUCCUACUCUGCUGGGGCAUCCUGGAGAUUUCUUUUAUAAUGUGAAGGAAGCUAUCCAGAAUUGAGAUCAUACUGGGGGAGAGAUGGCAAUUCAUGUAAGGAUCUCACAGUAUCAAAUUAAAUGAAAAUAUAAUCUCUGAGUUGGGAAAGUUUUGCUCACCUGAUUAGUGCUCUGAACCACAGCUGUACCUCCUAUCAGCAGUGCUGUGUACUGCUUUAUUCUGACCUCAGAGGAAUUUGAUUUGCAGUUUGGUUUGUCAGAGGAAAAGAAAGAAGAAGUGAGGGGUUAAUCAAAACAAAGGAGCAACUUGUCCCUCUGAGUUAGGUGAGAGGAAGACUGAAGGUAUAGAAGGUAUGGAGGGCCUUGGAGCAAACCACCAGCAGUGGCCAGAUUGUCCCUGGAAGAGGGACAAGGAAGGCAGCAAGAGUACCUGGUGGAACCAUACAGUGAUGAGUCUGGCCUCUCAAACUCAUACACCAACUUAUCUUUGUCUCAGAUUUGCUUUUACUUCCCCAGCAUCCUUUUUUAAAGAUGUCAGUACACUAGGAAAUCCUGUAGACCACAGUCUACACCUCUAAAUAAGCUGUGUUCAACCAGAGGAGAGUGGAUUUAUUUCUGUGCUCUGAAGAGUCAUAAAACCAGAAGCUGCUGUGCCACAGGGAAUGGCAGUGGAAAGGACUGAGGACCUGAAGCAGCCACGUGUACUGCAGGAGAACCACCCUGCAGUAUUAAAAAUCUCCUCACAGGAGAGUGACAUGGCAGUGAAAAAUAAAUUAAUUCUCAUAAUUAUCUAUUACAAUUUGAAGUUCUCAUUAUUAAAAAAAAAAGGGAAUAAAAAAGGCUGUUAAAUUUACUUGAGAUUAUUAUGGCUGUUUCCUUCUAGCUUUUAUUCUCAGUAUACGUAAACUAGGGCAGCAAAAAACCAUUGAAAACCUCAGAUGCUUUCUGGACAGCAAUGGUCUCUCUUUCCAACCAGUGGCAGGAUUGAUUGAGCCUGAUUAUGUGCAGAUCAGGAAAUUUAGUGAGGAUGUUCAGUGCUGAGCCAUUACCCUCCUCCAUAGCUCUGGCAUCUCACACAUGCAAAAGUGCAUUUUCCAAGCCCCCAUGGCACUGCUUGCUACAAACAUGUUCUGACAGCUAAGAGGGCAGUGGGUGUGCUGGGCCUAUGGAAUAAUUUUUAACAUGACAGAGAAUGUGGCUGUGGCAUUUGUCCUGAUGGCAAUUUUAAAAAUUGCUGCUACUCAGUGAUUUGUGGAUGCAUUGUUUGUGUUCAUAGAAAAGCAUCUAGGCUGCUCUUUACAAAACACUUCGAGUAAGUAUUGUCUGUUCAAAUUUUUUUGCCUCAGAUAUUUUGAUGGCAUGCAGACUUGGCAUCCUGCUAAAUAAAGACAUUGAGUCUUUAUAGUUUUAUCUCUUGAGCCCAUCUGGUUUGAAGUAGCUGACAACAAGCAGGAAAGAGAAUGGAAUGAAAGACUCACUUCAUGUUUGCUGAAAUAAAAGAAAUGUGCAAGGCAGUGCUCAAACAGAACCAGCCUGGGAGAAGGGCUGCCUCUUGCCACCCCUCCUCUGCCCUUUCCAGAUGAUGGCUUUGCCUGCAGCCCCUCCACUCUCAUGCUGGUUCUUGCUGCCCAGGUAGGAGCUCCCACCAGACAAAGGGCAGCUGAGGCAGCCAGGCCAGAGCACCACAAGGGGAACCAUUGCCCCCUGCAACAAGGAACAGUGGGAGCACAAAGCAAGUGGAGUGAAACACAAAUGUCCAUCAUCCAAGCUAAAACCAGUGACAAAAGCAAUUGUGCUAACACCUCACACCGAGGUGCCUCUGCAAGUUUUACAUGUUGUUUAUUCCAUUUUUCACUUCUUUUUUGCAAUUUAAAAGUCUGACUCCCUGGCACCGGUGCAGUCACUCCUGUGAAGGCAGGCACUGAGCACAGCAGGGGCACCUGAGGACCUGAGGUGUCCUGCCCUGCCCACUGCAGGAACACAUUCCCUCUCCCUCUCCAUCUCCCAGAGACCACCAAGAGCUGCUCACAGCAGUGCAGAACCCAGGCUGGAGUGGAUGUCACAGUCACUCCCUCUCAGUGCCCCUCUCAAGUGUCCCCUGGCAGCUCCAGUUGCACUGGGAGCAGGAGAUGGAAGCUGCUCCACAGCCUGGCAGGAUGGCACAACAUGGGGCAGAGAGCCUUGAAAAUGUGUAGGGCCUCUUCUAUCUACACUGCUCCAUCUCCUGAUAGAAUUAGGUCCUAAAUGAGACUUUUCUGGCUCUUGUUCUUAAUCACUUUGUUACUAGUUCAAAUUUAUAAUUUUAACCUAAAUAGAAUUGAGUGAUUUAUUGUAAUUAUUUUGUAUAGUCUGCUCUUAAUAAACUUUUUUUUUUUUU
This is a messenger RNA of Melospiza melodia melodia, 7433 nucleotides long. It is a transcript of the gene GNB1L, whose product is annotated as G protein subunit beta 1 like. Bases 180 to 1166 code for a protein of 328 amino acids. Lineage: Eukaryota; Metazoa; Chordata; Aves; Passeriformes; Passerellidae. The transcript has 7 exons. The record is from RefSeq and is a predicted model, not a curated record. Gene Ontology annotation, molecular function: protein binding.